Messenger RNA from Lolium perenne, 2475 nucleotides. Its product is annotated as phosphatidylinositol/phosphatidylcholine transfer protein SFH12. The record is from RefSeq and is a predicted model, not a curated record. NCBI's taxonomy places the organism in Eukaryota, Viridiplantae, Streptophyta, Magnoliopsida, Poales, Poaceae.
GCGGGAGAGGAGACCUCCAUGGCGGGCUGUGGCCAUGCAUGCAUGCACCAACCAACUCUAGCUAGCCAGCAUUCGCCAUUCCCCAUCUUCUUCUUCCUCGGACCUCUACCUCCCUUCCAUCCUCCCCCAAGGCCGUCUCCCAGGUAGGUGGUGGUGCAGGGGCGCUCGCCCGGCCGCCGUUGCCCCUAGCCAGCCGGCGAUCUAUCUACUAAAUAAGGCGACGAAGACGACCACCGUCACAUGUCCGCCGCCGCGCCGAGCAGCGCCGCCGCCGCGGCGGCGGAUGGCGCCUCGUCGACCCCGCGCGCGUCCGGCAUGGCGUCGUCGGCGUCGCUUCGGCACCGCGCCAUGAGCGCCUCCUCCAAGAUGCUCCGGAGCUCCAUGAGCCGCCGGUCCGGCCGGCAGCGCAGCAGCAAGGUGAUGUCCGUGGCCAUCGAGGACGUGCGCGACGCCGAGGAGAUGGCCUCCGUCGACGCCUUCCGGCAGACCCUCGUCCUCGAGGAGCUCCUCCCGGCGCGCCACGACGACUACCACAUGAUGCUCCGGUUCCUCAAGGCCCGCAAGUUCGAGAUCGACAAGUCCAAGCAGAUGUGGUCCGACAUGCUCCAGUGGCGCAAGGAGUUCGGCACAGAUACCAUCAUGGACGAUUUCGUGUUCGAGGAGGUCGACCAGGUGCUGGAGCACUACCCACAGGGGCACCACGGGGUAGACAAGGACGGGCGGCCGAUCUACAUGGAGAAGCUGGGCUCCAUCGACACCACCAAGCUAUUGCAGGUCACCAGCAUGGACCGGUACGUCCAGUACCACGUCAGGGAGUUCGAGAGGGCCUUCGCCGUCAAGUUCCCGGCAUGCUCCAUCGCUGCCAAGCGCCAUGUCGACCAGAGCACCACCAUCCUCGACGUCUCCGGAGUGGGGUACAAAAACUUCAACAAGGCCGCGAGAGAUCUCAUCGGCCGCCUCCAAAAGGUUGAUGGGGAUAACUAUCCUGAGACACUAUGCCGAAUGUUCAUCAUCAAUGCCGGACAGGGGUUCAGGCUCCUGUGGAACACCGUCAAGUCCUUCCUUGAUCCCAAGACCACGGCCAAGAUCCAUGUCCUUGGCAACAAGUACCAGCCGAAGCUCCUGGAAGUCAUUGAUCCCAGUGAAUUGCCUGAUUUCCUCGGAGGCACCUGCGUAUGCGAAGGCGGUUGCAUGCGCUCUGACAAAGGGCCGUGGAAGGACCCUGAAAUCCUAAAGAUGGUGCAAUGUGGAAUGGGGAGAUGCGGAAUGAACAGCUCGGACCCUGUCAGUGCCGAGGAGAAGAUUGUCACCGAAGACGACACCAUGCCAGUUAUAAAGAAGCAAGAUUCGAUGAGACGUGAUGCCGUCGACUCUCCCAAGGUGGCGCGUGACAAGAUCGAACACCCGCCGCAGAUGUCUCCCCUGCAUGAGAUGUCAACUUCAGAGCCAAAGGCUGCUCCUUCUGGCAAAGAGGGAGGCUCCGGGCCUUACGACAACGUGUUCCCCAUGGUGGACAAGAACAUGGAGUUCAACUGGAACGGCGAGGUCAGCCCCGAGAAGCUCGCGCUCGCCAGAGAUAUGUACGCAUCGCUGCCGGACGCGUACAAGCACGGCGAUGCGGGGGACCGGCAGGCGGUGACGGGGAUCAUGGCGUUCGUGAUGGGGGUGGUGGCCAUGUUCCGGGUGGGCAAGAUCGCGCCGAAGCGGGCUAUGGACGCCGCCAUGGGCAUCGCCACCAUGGAGGCCAUGGCCAAGAACCGCAAGCUCCUGCAGGCCCAGCAGGGCGGGCACGGUGACGGCGGGCACGGGCCGGCGGUGGUGGCGGUGUCGGCGGCGCAGUUUGAGGCGCUGGUGAAGCGGGUGGGUGACCUGGAGGAGAAGGUGGCUGCAUUCAGCUCCCGGCCCCCUGAGAUGCCCGCCGACAAGGCAGAGCUGCUCGCCGCCGCUGCCACCAGGCUCGAUGCUCUCGAGGCCGAGCUUGAGACCACCAAGAAGGAUCUGGAGACGUCGAAAGGGCAGCAGGAGGAGGUGCUGGCGUACAUCGAGAAGAAAAAGAAGAAGAAAGGGAUGUUUUGUCUUCAACAGCAGAACCCGUUCCGUUGGUGAAGAAAAGCUUGAUGAUGGCACCACCGCCGACCCCUGGAGGAGGAAUCGAGCAAGAAGCAGUGACUACGCAAAGAAAGGAAAGAAAUUCGUAGCAAAAAUGGAUACAUACCAUCUGGAAUGCCGAGACAGAAUGUACCACAUUAGGCCCCAUUGGAACACAAGAUUUUGUUUUAUUUUUACUUCGGUGCAGAGAAUGAGCUGUUCAUGUGAAAUUAGUUGCAGUGUUCCAAGCAGGCAGGUCCUAGCUAGUAGGCCGAUCCCUUGACGAAACGUAUUUAUAUGUGGGUAUAGAAUGUAAAAUAUUUGUCUAAUUGUAUUUGAAAAACUCAGCUCACUUAAAGUUUGUGAAACCUGCUGUUAGGACCCCCC